CAUUAAUUAUUAUCAAUUAUCAGUCUUAUCCAAAAUGUUCAUUAUUUAGUUUUACCUUUUUUACCUGAGAUGGGAAGACCAAACCAAAAAAAAAGAAACUAAGUUUGUUUGCCUAAGUUACUAUAACAUUAAUUAAAAUUAUAAUUUUAGCCUAUGAUACAAUAACUAGUCCUUACGUAAAGAAUUCCGGUUACUUUGUAUUUUUAGGGAUUUUUAUUGUUAAUAUAACCAUAAAAUGCAGGUGAUUAUAAAUAUCUAUUUAUAUCGUAGUCCUUAUACAAUUUGCUACAUUUGUGAUGAAGGUUUAGUCCUGCCAGAUAAAGAAAUAUGCAGACUACUUGCUUUGGGGCCAGAUAAUUCUGGAAUACAGGACACAAUUCAAGAACACCAAGAUGGAAGUCGUUGGAAAUUAAUAGUUAACGCCUUUUUCCUCAAGCCGUUUUUAAAAGAAUGUCAUAAAUCAGACGUUUAUCGUACUAAUGUUGUAUCUCAUUUGAAUAAGAUAAGUGGCUAUCCAGAAAAUGGAGUUGUGUUUUUGAAAUUGAUUUUAGAACCACCUGACCAGGAAAUUAUAGACUAUGGUUGGAAUGAACGAUUGUUAAUAUUGUUAUGGACUCGGGUUGAAAUAGAGAAUGCAUUUUCAUGGCUAUCCACUCUUGGUGGAGCUUACUCUGCAUUAGGGGAUUAUUUUGAAAAUUGUGCAGAAGAAGCAGGUAGAAUAUCAAUAAGGCAGUAUAAACUAUCUAAAAUGCUCGGUGAUGAUAGCCUCGCAGCAAGGAGUCAGCUCUAUUCUGCAUUAUCAUUCUCACAGAAGGGAAACCUUAAACUGUCUCGAAGAAUAGUACGUCAUGUUGCAGAGUUUGGCAGAGUUACGCAUGAUAAAAGGUUAAUUAGGAUGUGCCAAGGAGUCUGGGCCAAGUUGAAGUAUUUGAGAUCUUUAAGGAAUAAUUCAAUAUCACAGUUGGAUAAAGACAAAUGCAGUGGCAAUGGUGUGAUAAAUUGUCAUGGAUAUUGAAAAGCAAUACUAAAUUAUUAUUAAACUUGAGUCAUGGUAUAAGUGUCUUUCAUGUUGUUUAUUACAAUGUAAUAGUAAACGAGACAAAAAUAGAGAAUAAGGAGACUCUAAAUUGCUCAUAUUUGUAAUUAACUCAGCUUACCCUUUUGGGGCUCGGGAUGGAAUUUGGAUGGCUUCCACAAAUCGAAGUCGGCGAUUUUGCUAACGUCAUUAUAUUUGUAAUUUUUUAAAAUUGUUCUGAAUCUGUUAAAUAUUUGUUUAAUUAUUUGUUGUCAUAAUUUUUUUCUUAUGGAUAAGAGGGUACACUUCUGUUUCGUGACAAUGUUAUAUAUUAAAAUAAAGAUAGUGAAGUAUAUAAAUAAUCAUUUAUUUGCUGCAUACACUAAACACUAACAGUCUUAUUCAUAAAAAAUAUGUGGCCUAUUACAGGUAAAUCAACUUUGCAUUUGUAAUGUAUGGUUUUUAUAUUGACCAGUAGAUAAUAAAUAACUACACAAAUA
This is a messenger RNA of Achroia grisella, 1515 nucleotides long. RefSeq lists its product as uncharacterized. NCBI's taxonomy places the organism in Eukaryota, Metazoa, Arthropoda, Insecta, Lepidoptera, Pyralidae. The record is from RefSeq and is a predicted model, not a curated record. The coding region runs from base 236 to 1015 and encodes 259 amino acids. The transcript has 3 exons.